Molecule: messenger RNA, 1390 nt
Organism: Amborella trichopoda
Lineage: Eukaryota; Viridiplantae; Streptophyta; Magnoliopsida; Amborellales; Amborellaceae
Product: NAD(P)-binding Rossmann-fold superfamily protein
Biological process (GO): steroid biosynthetic process
Molecular function (GO): oxidoreductase activity, acting on the CH-OH group of donors, NAD or NADP as acceptor
Source: RefSeq, a predicted model, not a curated record
CCAUGGUAUGACUAUAUAUCACGGACUUGCUCUACAUCCUCAAAAACAUUUAUUUGGAGACCGCAUAUACUUCUAUACGAGCCUGAUGAGCAAAGAGCAAAUAUUCUAAUGGAGUAAUUAAAAAAAAGAGAUAGUUGUGGAAAGAAGAAACAAUGGGGAUAGUGAGAACAGUGGAGAGACGAAAAGCAGAGCUUGAAGAGUUCCAACGUAUGUUACGGACCUUUCAUAGAAAGCCAGAGGAGGUGAGGAUUGCAAGCUCUACAGAAGAUAAAGUGGUGUGUAUAACAAGUGGGAUCUCUUUCUUGGGCCUUUGGAUUGCCAAUGAGCUGCUCGUUAAAGGCUAUUCCGUGCGCCUUGCAGUUGAAAAUGAAGAGGACUUGCUAAAGUUGAGAGAAAUGGAAGUGUUCACAGGCACAAGGAGCGAUGUGGUAGCCGUUAUGGCAAAUGUAAUGGAGAUAGAUAGCUUAUGUGAAGCCUUCAAUGGGUGUCGAGGCGUCUUCCACACCUCAGCCUUUGUUGAUCCUGGGGGCAUUUCGGGGUAUUCGAAACAUAUGGUGAAUUUAGAAGCAAAAGCUGCGGAAAAUGUGAUCGAGGCAUGUGCGAGGACCCCAUCAGUAAGAAAGUGCGUUUUUACAUCUUCUCUCUUGGCUUGUGUUUGGAGAGAAGUAUCUGGUCCGUCUGGUUCAGUUUUGGAUGAGAAAUGUUGGAGUGAAGAAAGAGUUUGCCAGGAAAAGAAGCUGUGGUUUGCACUGGGAAAGACAAUGGGAGAGAAAGCUGGAUGGAGAAAAGCCCGAGAAAGAGAGGUGAACAUGGUGUCCAUUUGCCCAGGCCUCAUAACUGGCCCUUCAUUUCAUCUUAGAAACUCUACAUGGUCCAUGGCGUACCUUAAAGGUGCAAGGGAGAUGUAUGAGAAGGGAGUGCUUGCUAGUGUGGAUGUGAGCAUGGCAGCAGAGGCACAUGUAUAUUUGUAUGAGAACAUGGAGUACGGAGCGUGUGGACGCUACAUUUGCUUUGAUCGUGUGAUCAUUAGAGCCGAAGAAGCCAUUGAUUUGCAAGAGAAGAUGGCGGUCACAAUCCUUAGAGAAGGAGAGGGUGACUCCUUGGCUUUGCCAGUCCUGAGCAAUUCCAAGCUCUCUAGAUUGAUGUCUUCUUCUUUCCAGAGAUGCUCUCAAUUCUCAGAGAGCCUUUGAAAUUUGAGAAGGAAGAAAGCAUUUUACUUUGAGGGGUUACAUGUUUGAUUUUCCAUUGCCGCUUUGGAGAAGGAAAAAUGAGAAAAUAGGUAGAGUUAAAGGGAAGCCUAACAUUGGUGAUCCUGUGAAUCUUGGACACAAGAUUUUGGUGUAAAUAUUGGUAGCUUUAUAUGGCAAAAGUCUGAUAGUAUUUCUGUGCC